AUGGCGCAGGGAAUAUUCAAAUCUAAACCAGCGAAGGCUACCACAACUUCAAGCCGGCGUCCCAAUGUCUUAGGUCCUAAAAAAGGAGCGCGCACUAUUGUGCCGCGCAAGCCUGGUCUCGUGCGGCAAAACAAGUUGACUAAGAAAUACUCAGCUGGCCUUACCGCUUCAACAGAGAGAACACUUGGUGCGCGCGUUGGACAUCUCGAGCUCCUUGGCGGCGGCAAGGGAAAGAAGACACGCAAUCAGAAAGAGAACCCAGGGAAGAAGUUGACACAAUCCAAGGACGCCACCAAAAACUCAUGA
Blumeria graminis f. sp. triticale is the source of this 306-nucleotide messenger RNA. NCBI's taxonomy places the organism in Eukaryota, Fungi, Ascomycota, Leotiomycetes, Helotiales, Erysiphaceae. The record is from the annotation of a GenBank genome assembly.